Poecilia reticulata (guppy) is the source of this 5264-nucleotide messenger RNA. Its product is annotated as protein Shroom2-like. The record is from RefSeq and is a predicted model, not a curated record. Gene Ontology annotation, molecular function: actin filament binding. Gene Ontology annotation, biological process: actin filament organization. NCBI's taxonomy places the organism in Eukaryota, Metazoa, Chordata, Actinopteri, Cyprinodontiformes, Poeciliidae. Gene Ontology annotation, cellular component: adherens junction; cortical actin cytoskeleton; apical junction complex.
CUGAUUUCUAUUGGUUUGUUAAUUGGUCGGAUCUUUACUUGGUCGGGUUGGUUCUUCCAGUCUAACUGCAGCUGGUUUCUUACUUCCUGCUGUUUUUUUCUCUUGUGAAAAUCAGUUUUGUGCGUCUCAGUUUGGCUUUCGUCUCAGUGAUCCCGAGGCUUUUCGAUAAGAAUAACCUUUAACUGCUUCCUAAGAGCUUCUUCACGCCACGCUGCUCUGCAGUCCCGUGCACAUAGAGCUACACACACAGAUCCGCUCCGGUCUUACAGCCUGAAUCCAAUUACAGGCUUCAAAGCUGCAGAGGGACAGGAGUUGCAGCAACCUGUUGCUGUGGAAGCGGUGGAUGUGGGCGGGUCAGAGACCAGAGCAGAGCGGCCGGGUUUCUGUCGGAGCCCCCGGCAGCAGCAGUGGUUCGGCCCGGGCUGCCUGGUGGGACAGGCCAAUCAGGUCAGGGCGGGCGCUCCUGUCUGUCCCUCUCUGGACAUGUUUGCUGAGACGAGAUAAGCCUGCAGGUACUUCCUGUUUCAUCAGAUGAAGGAGAGCAGCAGGUUUUCCUCAGCGCUGGGAAUCAAACGCGACCAAAAGGCUGAAAUGGUGGAUGUCGUGUCACGGCGAACAAUGCCGUCAGAAAACGAGGUUCAUGUGGCCAGAAAUUUCCUCUCCAAGAUCUUACGCAGCUCUAUGAGGAAGAACCGCUUCAAGGGGAAACAUGACCCGGGGGUCCGGCCCCAUUCCUGGCACUCCUCCAAGCUGACAGAAGAGGAGUCUGAGCCCGCUGGAUCCCGGGCCGCCACAGCGCCGCUCUGGCAGCCACAACAUGAAGCCAGGUCCAAAGAGUCAACUAAGACUGAGAAGACUCAACACAGCAAUCAGCUCAGCUCAGUGGACAGCAUGGAGAGACUGGAGCGUCCUUCCCCUCCGUACCCGCCUGGCUGUCUUUCUCCGCCUCAGUACAUGGACGGCUCUGAACCGUUUUCUGGAUCCGGAGCUAAAAGAGACUCGGCCUUCAGCUGCUUCUCUGGCAGCUCCAGUCCUCCUGUUUUCCAUUCCAGCAUGUCUGGCAGGAAAGGCACCAGCACUGAAAACAUUUUCUUUAAGGGUCUUCAGAGUGAAGGAUCUCAGCAGAAUGAACGACACAGAUUCCUGCAGCCAGCUCUCGGGAACGGAGGCUGGCAGGGGCCACGGGGCGAGGAGCAGCCGGCAUCUCGGGUUUCCGCUCCAGGCAGAGCCGGUGUCGGCCCAAUGUGGCAGGUACCAGAGAAGAAAAAACCCCAGUCUCCUCCUCCUCCGCCACUACCGCUGUACAGUGACAGCUUUGCUGCAGCCAAGGUGUUUCCAUACUCUGAAGGUCCAACAGACAGUCAUGGCAACUCUUUUGAAAAGCUGACAGAAAACAACCAGAACUGCCUCCGAUUUCAGAACCAGCUGCACCCCAACAAGUUCUUCUCUCUGUCCAGCAGUGAUGUCAGCCAGCCGCAUUAUGUCCAGUCUCCUGCCCACCACAGGCAAUGCAGUGAUGAAAGCCCCUUCUACCUUCAGACCAGGACGGCUCCACCAACUCAAAGUGUUGGGAGCUACUAUCGGAGCCUCCAAGAUCUGCCCUCUAACGCCUUCAGUCGAAAACACACUCGGCACUCCACAGCAGCCAUGACGGGACAGGACAGCCGAGGGCACAGCCGACACCUUGGCCCUUCAGGUCAUCAUCCAAUGCAGACUGGCGAGUUAAAGGCCAGACAGAGUAAAGCUGGGGGAUGGAGAGGAGAAACGGAAAAAUCCCAACAGAUGAACUGUAUGGAGUCAGGUUUCCACAGCUCCCUAAAGGCAAACGCUAAGGCCAAACACCCUACACCUCAGUCCCAGAUACCUCACUGUGAAAAUCAAGACCACAAUGGGAACGGUGUGUACUACGAAACUUCUCUUCAAAGCACAGAAGAACCUUCAAAGAGAGCUAGUGAUGAGAUGAAAACACUCCAUCAGAGUAUUGAUCAUAAGGUUGGUCUUUCAAGACACCAAGACCCGUGGAUGCCUCAAGAGGAUCACAGAAUAUCAAAUCUGAAAACUCCCCUUCUCCACUUCCUGGCUCAAGAGAAUCAGACGUUGGCAGAGAGGCAGGCAGCAGCUCCUACAACAUCUCUGAUUUCCACCGAGGAUGUCUGUGAAACCACAACCAACAGUGGGAAAGCAAGUCGUCGCAGUGACCGCUAUGCCACCACCCUUCGUAAGGAGAUCCAGCAGAAGAGAGCCCAGCUGCAGAAGAGCCGAAGCGCUGCAACCCUGAUGUACGAGGUUGAGGAAGAUGAUGCAGAAGAGUGGAAGUCCAUGGAAGCGUCUGCUUCCUCAAAUACCUACAAGGACCAUUUAAAAGAGGCCCAGGCAAGAGUCCUUCAGGCCACCUCCUUCCAGAGACGAGACCUCGAACCCCUGGGUCCAGAGGCACAGGUUCUUAAAGCAUCCUAUGGGCGAAUCAGGGGACGUAGGCGAUUCCAUCCGGCCAAAAGGACACAUUCUUUCUCAGAGCCGGACAAGAUAGACAAAGUGGGAGUGGAUGGAGAACCCCAGAGCGGCUCAGAGCAACAGAGAAAGUUCUUUGAGACCAAACCUUCGUUCCCCAGGCCUGUGCUGGAGUCAGGUCAUGGUUCAAACCUUAACCCAAGCCAAGAUGACACAAGCAAGUCAGGAGAGACCUUUCCUUCUGGAGGCAAUGAUCAGUCUCAGCCACACACAGACGAGCAGAGUCCUGGAGAAAAGCAGGUUUUACUGGAACAGCAGAGACUGGGUACCUUCGCUGAGUACCAGGCCACCUGGAACAAGCAGAAAAAGCCUCCUGAUGCCAAAACGCAAGGGCGAUGCCACUCAGCAGACAACAUUCUAGAUGCUACUGCAGAAGAGAAAGGUGUUUGCAUCCAUGAGAGAUCCAGAUCCUCACCUUCUGCAGACUUCUACACACAGAAGAUUUCCUCUCAUUGGAGAGAUCCUCAAACACAGGGGAGCAAUUUUCCCGCCAGAGAGACGGCAAGGUUGCCGGACCGCGGCCCUGUACCCAGAUCCGCGGGGGUUUUCCCAGGCGCUGCCGACCACAGAACCAAGCCCAACCUGGCCGGUUCCUCCCUCUCCUCCGAUAUCAUCGGCCCAAACUCUGAGCCCGGGCCGCCACCCAGUAAUUUAGGACUGGAACCUACAUCCUCCUCCAGGGAACUCCUCGUCUGCGGUCAGCCGGACCUGACCGGUUCUGCUGGUGCCGCCCAGUCCAUCUGUCCUCUGCCGCCGCACUGGACCCAACUUCCUUCACCUCGGUCGGCUCCUGUCGAACCGCAAGAGGAGCCGCAGCUCAGGUCAGAAUCAGAACCGCAGAACCCAGCAGUGAUGGAGGCGAGCGGCCAGGUGAGAACGGUUCCGGUCCAGAUAGUCCACAGCGAAGGCAGCGUGGACCGGCGGGGUCAGCUGCCGCAGAGCGCCGAGUCCGGCAGCCCAUCUUCUCUGCCUGCAGAGCCGGCAUCUCCGUUCAGCACAUGCAACCGGCAGGAACUAGAACCAGAACCCGGCCAGGAACCUGACGGAGCCCGGACCCUGGAGGAGGACGCCAAGAGAGACGAGUUGGCGAGGGACAUAAUGGGCAGGGACAAGUCUCUGGUGGACAUCCUGGACCAGAGCGGCAGGAGGACCACCAUGGACCUGAUGGAGGGGCUGUUUGCCCCAGAACCGGUCCUGGAGACGGUCCAGCUGCGCAGAAGGCCGUCCACUGGAUCCAGACCGCCCGGCACCAGCAGGAGAGAAGAGGAGGACGUCUCUGUCUCCGCCUCCCUGGUCCCCAGCUCCUCCUACUACAACACAUCAGCUCCCAAAGCUGAGCUGCUCAUCAAGAUGAAGGACAUGCAGGAGCAGCUGGACGAGCAGGACUCCGAGGACGAGCUGGACGGCGAUCUGGCCAGCAAAAAGCAAGAGCUGAUGUCCAGCCUGGCCAGGAAGCUGGCGGUGCUGCGGGAGGCGCGGCAGAGCCUGGUGGAAGACGUGGAGGACAACGAGGCGCUGGGCCGGCAGGUGGAUGCCACCGUCCGGCGCCUCUGCCAGCCCAACCAGAUCGACAGGUUUCGCAUGUUUGUGGGCGACCUGGACAAGGUGGUGAGCCUGCUGCUGUCACUGUCGGGACGCCUCGCCCGGGUGGAGAACGCCCUCAACACCCUGGAGGACGGAGCRCCCACAGAGGAGAAGCGAACGCUGACCGAGAAGCGGAAGUUGCUGAUGAGGCAGCAUGACGACGCCAAGGAGCUGAAGGAGAACUUGGAUCGCAGAGAGCGRCUGGUGUUCGCCAUCAUGGAGGCUCACCUUGACACCGAGAACCUGGACGACUACCGCCACUUCGUCAAGAUGAAGUCUGCGCUCAUCAUCGAGCAGCGGAAGCUGGACGACAAAAUCAAGCUGGGCGAGGAGCAGCUCAAGUGCCUGACAGAGAGCCUGCCACUAGAGCAGAGGCCGCUGCCGGAGCAGAGGCCGCCGCCGGAGGAGCGGCUGCCACUAGCACUUUGAAACCAUGAAACCUGACCAGGAGGCCCAAUGUGGGAAAACCUCAUCGUGAGGAAAUCUGUUUCUCUGUUUCUCAGUUCCAACUCUCCAAAUGUUUUCUUUGUUCAGCUUCAACAAUUCAGACAAAAACAGAAAUGCUGCUUUGGAACUGAUUGACUUUAUUUCUCCAGAAACUGGAAGUAUGACAUGAAGAGACCAGGUCCUGCUACUGGUACCGGUCCUUUCCCUCUAGGCCCAGUAGGCCCAGUUCUACAUCUUCGUCGUGUUGCUGCUGAUUGUUUUGCUGCUGAAAGCCAAAUCCUAAUUUAUCUCCAGGUGAUUUUAAUAUUUAAAUCAUAUUUUCUAGUAACUUAUUGUAGUUUUUGUGUAAUCAUCGUUUUUAUUUAAGAUGAACAGAGAAAUCAGUUUUAAAGGUUCCAUCAUGCAACAUUCCCAAGUCUCUUAUUUUGGAGGGAAGCCGAAGUUCCUGGACGCUAAUCCCAAACUGAAGGAGCUUCAACACGUUUCAUAUUCAUAUUCAUGGGAAUAUAAUCUGAGGUUAUCUGCCAGCAGAGGCCUGGCAGCUGUGAUCUUUAUCCUGUUAAGCUGCAGGAUCCCAUCAGACCGUCAGUUCCCCAAACAGUGGUUUCACGCAGACUGAAAAUCUGGUCUGGUCCAAAUGACCUAAUCUCUUAAAACAAAAAUCUGAAAAGUGUGGUGUGCAUUUGUGUUUACCCCUAAAUAAACACACUGGUUUAAUAAAA